CUUACGAAAAGCGAAGUAAUUUUACCAAAAUACGUGUUUAAAUAUCGAUAUUAGGUAUUAGUACUUAAUAUAAUAUUAUUAGUUACUUUUUUGGCACGUAUGACGUACGAGUCUGUUAUUUAAAAAUAUAUUUUUUUUAUUUUAUUUGACGAUUAUUUUAUUAGUUUUUAAUCAGUGCAAAAGUGUUUUUAUUAUCUUAUAAAUAAAGUGAUUAAUCGUACGUUUCCUGUGUGAUUAGUUUAAGUGAUAAAAUUGUGAUUGUGAUAAUUGCAAGUAUUUUUGGAGAUACCCGCUUUAAGUGUUGAGGAAUGUAGUCAGCUAGGAGAGUGACAUAACAGCAUCCUCCGGCGACCAUCAAAUUCUAUUUGCUUGGACACUAUGUGAACACGACAAGAUGCUGCUCAAACUGUGCAAAUCAUGCCAGUACUGUCUGGAGACAAUGUACUGGAACUGCUGCGAAGAGAGAUUCUGCUUCGACAAGAAAAUCGCGACAUACAAACUAGAAGAAGAUGCGCCUCAUAGCAACGGCUACGUGAACACCGGAGCCAGCCUCGAGAGUGUGGUGACGGAACAACCAGUCAACAACAACCACCUUCCACCACGAGCCAUCACCGGCAGAGAGAUCAACGAACUGCCAUUGCAUGCUGAUAAACUUUAUGAGGUAUUUUCAAAAUCUCUAAUAUUUAGAGACGAUCACGAGUUGAAAGAUAAAACAGAAAGCACGAACUCUCUCGACGAGCUGGAGACUAAAUCAGAACCUGACUAUCUGUCUGAUAGACCUAAUAGAACUAAAGUGUACUUCGAAGAUGAAAUCAACUCUCCAGUUACCGACUUCGAAAUCAUGUUCAAAGAUGAGUUGCUGGCAAACCACAACAUGUUCAAGAUUGAAGAAGAAGAAGAGAGUGACACACAAAGCCAAGAUACAGAAGAAGGACUAACAAUGAAAGACAAUAUUGUAGCAAUUAAGAAACAGGAUGUUAUCAAACCCAGUACUAUUACUAUUAAGGAUGAAACAAAGAUCACAACGCUAAGUCCAAUAUACCAGUACGAUCCAGUAUCCUCUAUGGCCUUACCAUCAGCUUUCUCCUUACCAAGAGUGGAGAGUGUGAAAGGUAUCUUGAGGUUAAGAGGGGACAAUGAGUUCCCAAGAAGUAACAGCUCCAAGAAUUUAGAAAGAAUUGAUAGCAGUGGCAAGCUGACUAAAACCAUCAGCAGAGUCGAUAGUUUGAAGAACAUAGAUCCUAACAAAUUGAAUAAAGUGCUGUCGAGGGUACCACAAAGGAGUGCUUCGUUCUUGAACAUUCCUGAACAUUUGGCACCUGAGAAACCGCCUCUAGUUAAGAGUAAAUCCAUGGUAGGAGUGAUGUCCGCAACAGAAGAAUUGAAGCUGAGUCAGUUGCCUGAUACUCCUAUUAUAAGGAGUAAUAAUUUGCCAAGGUUCUUUGCUGAUACUCCACCUCCUCCAGAAUAUAAGGGUGAAACAAGUUUGCAGAGCAUCAAGCAGCAGUCAGCGUUGAUGUACCAAGAAGAUUUUAGUAUGCCUAGAUAUUAUGGGACUAUGUCGAAAUCGACAGAACAGCUGUCAGUGCAUGAGAGCAAAUCGAUGCCGGAUUUGAGAAACCCGACCAAUUCUUCUGGAAGGGUCAGUAAAAGACUCGUCAAACUCCGAAGCAGGUUAAAGCCAUUAGUUAUAAAGAAGAAUUCGAAUGAGAAAUUGUGAAUUCUAUAAAAUGACCUGAAGUGCCUUUGUAAGAUAGUAUUAAUAAAAAAUCUUUCUGUAAGUAUUUAAAGAAUUUGAAUUUGAAAGAUCUCUGUACAGUUGUAAAGAGUUUUUGUGACUUACACCUCUUUUAUUCAAACAAAACUAUGACUCUAUUUUUUUAUUACAUAGUAUUACAAUGUGAAAAUAAGUUAU
Messenger RNA from Spodoptera exigua (beet armyworm), 1915 nucleotides. NCBI's taxonomy places the organism in Eukaryota, Metazoa, Arthropoda, Insecta, Lepidoptera, Noctuidae. The record is from the annotation of a GenBank genome assembly.